Molecule: messenger RNA, 1257 nt
Organism: Penicillium diatomitis
Lineage: Eukaryota; Fungi; Ascomycota; Eurotiomycetes; Eurotiales; Aspergillaceae
Product: DMT family transporter
Exons: 6
Coding region: 1-1257 (418 amino acids)
Biological process (GO): regulation of peptide transport
Cellular component (GO): membrane
Source: RefSeq, a predicted model, not a curated record
AUGACGCCAGCGACAGAGACCUCCGGGCCUCAGGUCCUCGGGGUAGGUCGGCGGACGUUGGGCAUGGCCUUGCUUUUGCUCGUGGUGGUUCUAUGGACAGCCUCGAAUUUCAUGGGAAGCACUAUCUUUGCCGACAAUACAUACCCCAAGCCUUUCUUCGUGACCUACAUCAAUACGUCGCUGUUCACACUGCCGUUCUUCAGCGCCAUUAUCUCGAGGACAUGGGGCCUUUGGCGGAGCAACCAAUUGUCGCAAGUCGAUUCCUUCCAGAGCCUGCUUCAACACUGGGAUACCUAUACCUCCAAACACGAAGAGCAGGAUAUACUGCGAUCGCCAUCCUUUGAUGAUGAGCAGGAGGAUCGGGACUCGCCUUACAUGCGGCCGAAGAUGCAGGGUGACGGUGCGAAGCUGGGGUUGCGAGCGACAGCCAAGCUCAGCUUGGAGUUCUGUCUCUUAUGGUUUGUUGCGAACUAUUUUGCCAUGGCCUGUCUGCAGUAUACGACCGUUGGAAGCACGACGAUUCUGACCUCGACCAGCGGCGUUUGGACAUUGAUCUUCGGUGCCAUGAUUGGCGUGGAACGAUUCACCCUCCGCAAGCUACUCGGGGUGAUCGCUUCCCUGGUGGGGAUCAUCCUCAUCUCACGCGUCGACUUGUCCAGCACCGACGCGGGGGAUGCCACUUCUGUCACCGGCGGAGCAAGUACUUUCCCUCACAAGACCCCCACGGAGAUCGCCGUUGGUGAUGCCAUGGCUGCGUUCAGCUCAGUCAUGUAUGGAAUUUAUACCAUCGUCAUGAAGAAACAGGUGGGAGAUGAGUCCCGGGUCGAUAUGUCCAUGUUCUUCGGCAUGGUCGGGUUCUUCAACUUGAUCCUCCUUUGGCCCGGAUUCUUCAUCUUGCAUUGGACCGGCGUCGAGCAAUUUGCACUACCCGACACCCAGAGAGUCUGGGUGAUCAUUCUGGUCAACUCGCUCUCAUCCCUCAUCUCCGACAUUGCCUGGGCCUACGCCAUGCUCCUGACCACACCGCUCGUAGUCACAGUCGGUCUCAGCUUGACCAUCCCAUUAUCCCUCGUCGGUCAAAUGUUCCUGCAAUCUCAAUACGCAUCCCCGCUAUACUGGCUCGGAGCCACGAUCGUCUUCCUCUCCUUCCUGGUCGUCAACCACGAAAGUCAGACGCAGGGGCAAGAGGUCGAUUACUCGGGUGAGCGCGGGAGACCAUCCUCGGGUGAAUAUGAAAGUAUACCACGCGAGGAAUAG